GAUAUGUCGACCAUACUAAUCAAUAAGCAAAAUAAUAUAGAAAAAAAAAAUGAAUAUACCUUGAUCUUCAAAUGUAUCGUAGAAUGUCUAAACAGGAUAAAGUUCAAUAUAUUUAAUUGAUAACUAUCAUAUAAUAAUACUAAUAAAGAUGGAAAAGAUGGAAACAUUAUAUAGUUAGAUUGAGAGAAGCCAAAAGACGCCAAUGUAAAUGGUUGAUGGUAUUAUUGAUGAUGGGGUUAGUGUUGUAGAUUCAGUCCUUUCAGAUGGUAUGAGUUGAUAAUGGAAGUUUUUGGAGCCAGUUGGAGAAGAAGACCCCAUAAAAAUUAGGAAAAAAAAAACCUGAGUUAUAGGCGUGAGUUUAUUUUUUUGGCAUAGGAUUGGAAUUAUGUAUGAUUGUUUUUUUUUAAUUAAAAAAAUUAUUUUAAAACAGAAAAAGCAGGAAGAAGACAAGUGUCCUUCCAACUUCCUGUUUUAAAAUAAUAGUAUUGAUUUCCGCCAACUUUUGUUUAUCUACUCUGUAUUAUAGAUAUCUAGUGAAGUAAUUACCGCCGUUUUUUAUAUAUACAUUUAUAAUACCUAGUGAAGUAAUUACUACCAACGAUUUAUGGUAAUCCGAUUCAUCAAUAAUUGACGUAAAUUAAUACCGCCAAUUUUUGUUUAACCAUUACAGUAAUAAAUUCUAGUGACUCUUUGCCACUUUCCUCAAUAAAAAAAAAAAAAAAAAUAGAAUAGGUGGCUGAUAAAUUAUUUCUUACAUAUUAAGGAAAAAAAUGACGUAAUCUUACAUUUUUGCUAUAAAUACUGCCCUAAUCUGACCAUUUUCUGCCCUAGCCUCCAUCAAAUUUCAAUCAAAUUUUCAGUCAACAAAUUUCAUCUUGUUUUCUCUCUCAAUUUUCCUUUCAAUGGCAUCAUCAUCCUCCUGCGCUUGUUCUUCGACUUCAUCCAAGAAGUUCGUCCUUAAGACUUCUGAUAAGGAGUUAUACUAUGUCGAUGAAAAUGUUGCAUUACAAUCUCUAACAAUCAAGCACAUGAUAGCGGAAAUCGGCGACAUCCAAGGCCAGAUUAUCCCGUUACCAAAUGUCACCGGUAAGACUCUUGGUAAGGUCAUCGAGUACUGCAAGAAUUAUGAGGCUGAAAGAACUGAUCGUGACGCUGAUGAUGAUCCAAUUAAGGUGUGGGAAGAAAAGUUCUUGGAUGAACUUGAUCAAGACACCUUCUUUGAUCUUAUGCUUGCUGCGAACUAUAUGGAUAUCAAGAGUUUGUUAAUGGUAACAUGCAAAUAUGUAGCUAGGACGAUCCAAGGGAAUUCACCAGAGGAGAUCAGGAAGAUAUACAACAUCAAAAAUGAUUAUACACCCGAACAAGAGGAAGCGAUUCGAAGGGAGAACCCUUGGGCUUUUGAUGCAAUCAAAGGUCGAAGAUGAAAAGGAAAGAGCAACUCCAUCUAUUGAUCAUCAAACUGUUCCUUAUUAAGCUUAGUGUUAAGCUGCUGCAUUUGUGUAGAUGUUUUAAUUUACUCAUUUACUACAUUGUUGAAUAAGUACUAAGAACAAGAAUGUUUUGUUGCUCUGCUACAUUUGUGUGCUGGAUGUUUUACUUACUAUAUUUACUGCUUUGUUGAAUUCAUAUAAAGAACAGAUUAUAUCUGAAAUUCUUAGUAUGAAUCUUAUUGAUAAUCAUACUUGUAUUAGUUGAUCGAAAGCUCAAAAGUAUGAUAAAAUAUUAUGCAUGUUUAUGUUGAUCAUUUUAGGUUUGGGUAAGGUCUAUUCCGAUUGGAUCGAAUGCAGUCUUGCAGUUAAGUUCAGAAUGGGUUAACUUUGGGGUCUGCUAGUUAUCUUGUUAUGGGAUAUAGUAAAUCAACAUCAGCUAUAUAUAUUUCAACUGAGCGAAGUUACGCUCAGUUUCGAGUAGCUAAAAAAAAAAAAAAAAAGCUUUUAAUAUAGCAUUAUCUCAUCUCUGCAGGCACACUAAAGAAAAAUCAUAAACCAUCGCUAAAUAUGUAGUAGUAUAUCAAGAAGUAUGAUAUCUUUUCUUUUGAUAAAUGUCUUAAAUAGUUUAUAUCACAAUAAAUUCGGAUGGGGAGAGUACAAAACUACAAACAAAACCAGAAUUUUCAAAGAUCGACUCAGGUCUCAGGUAGACUACAUAAAAUGGCAAGCAAUCCAGCAAUGAAGACCGUGGUGAGAUUAUCCUGUAAAGUCCUACUGUUGAUAAUGUUGAUUGUUGUGCAGCAGCUAUUUAGCGCAAACACUCCCCUAAAUAUCAAA
This is a messenger RNA of Chenopodium quinoa (quinoa), 2267 nucleotides long. Its product is annotated as SKP1-like protein 12. Gene Ontology annotation, molecular function: cullin family protein binding. Bases 903 to 1424 code for a protein of 173 amino acids. Gene Ontology annotation, biological process: SCF-dependent proteasomal ubiquitin-dependent protein catabolic process. Gene Ontology annotation, cellular component: nucleus; cytoplasm. The record is from RefSeq and is a predicted model, not a curated record. The transcript has 2 exons. NCBI's taxonomy places the organism in Eukaryota, Viridiplantae, Streptophyta, Magnoliopsida, Caryophyllales, Amaranthaceae.